AAUAAAAUAAAGUAUAUUUAUCCAAUCAUGUUGUUUACAAAUUGUUCAUAUCAUGUGAUUCAUUUCAUCAUCCAUAUUGAAACAUAUCACAUCAUGUGCAUGCGCAAGAGAUCAGGCGGAAGUGCGUCUCUUGUAGUUGUGAUUGUGCGGGACUUAGCAGUCAGACAUCACGGACCGGGCUUAGUGUACGUACAUGGUACUUAGGUUUUCGAGUACCACCCCUAUUUCUGCGUGAGUUCGUCGUACCAAAUGGGCGAAUCUCAUAGCUCAAGGCUCGUCCUUGCGACUUAGAAUCAUACAGCAUGAAGUCAUUAUCAAGUAAAAUCAUCAUGACUAUGUGUGACAUCCAUUACGCAUCAUGUUAUCAUCAUCAAGUACAUCGAUUACAUAGAUGUCAUGUAUUCAUCAUCAAGAACAAGUAUAUUGAUUAUAUGAGUAUCAUGUAAUCAUCCUCACAAGCAAAUUGAUUAAUUGUGCCAUCAUGUAAUUAUUAUUGAAUAUUUAUCAUCAUGAAUCAUCAAAUUGACCAUAUGAUAUAAUGUGCCAUAUCAUGAAUAUUAUUAUACAUUUGUGGACGUAUAUAUAUGUAUAUGUAUACGUCUGUGAAUCAUUCUACAAUUCUAGCGUGGUACCACUCAGCGGUUUCGCUGAGCGUGUAGUUUGUAUUUUUCGUUGACUACACGUAGGUAACAAGAAGACAAUGAUGGAACCAUUCCCGGAGGGCAUUGAGUCAGAGGAGAUGCAAGGAUAGCAGGCAAAUGUCUGAUCAAAAUAUUUUAAAAUAUGUCAUGAUUUGAUUAUUAUUGUACUUCCGCAUUACUCUGAAAAUAUUUUUAAAUGGGUCGCGAUCCAGAGUCUGUAAAUUUAAUAUUUAUAAUAAAUUGUCAUUUUCAAAUGUCAAGCGAAAUUUUUAUUUAUCCCUCGUUUCACCUUAAUUCGUGUAAUUCCGGAAAGUCUGAUCAUCUGAUUCUUGUUUUUCCAUCUUUAUUGAAUCCCCUCAUCUGUCUGUCUCUCUGAUAAUUAAAACAAGAAUCAAUCUAUCCAAUACAUUCAUUCAUUUUCUUUCCAUAUUGACCCAAUCCCAUUUUCUCUCUCUUUCUCUCUCUCUAUACCCACCAAACCAACACCCUUUCACACUUUAUGCAUCUCUCUAUCGGCAAACACUCAUAGCUGUGGUUGCAUAUAGUUUGAGCUUUGAUUUUGACUUGAGGUUGACCCAUAUCUGGUUCUGAGAUCAGGUGUUCCCAGCUAGUUCAAGCUUUGCCUCGCUUGGAAAGGAUAGAGAAGCUUUCUCGAAGCUUUGGGAUCCGAUAUGAGUAGUAGGGGUUGUGGGUUGACCCUGAUUUGAAUUGCUUUUUCUAAAAGUGGUCAAAUUGACACUUGCAUUAGCUUGCUGCAACUUUCUGGGCAUUGGGGAUGGGCUGCAAGAGUUCAAAAUUCGCAUCCUGGUGUUGGAGGGGACAGAAUCGGCCGAUUCAUGAGGAUCGCAAUCCGGAUGAUGAAGAUACAAAUGAAGCUAGCGACGUGCCCACUUUUAGGGAGUACACAGUUGAACAGCUGAGGAUAGCUACCUCUGACUUUGCAGUGGAGAAUAUAGUUUCUGAGCAUGGUGAGAAAGCUCCAAAUGUGGUUUACAAAGGGAAAAUGGAUAAUCAGAGGCGGGUUGCUGUCAAACGCUUCAAUAGAUCUGCGUGGCCUGAUGCACGGCAGUUUUUGGAAGAAGCAAGGACAGUUGGUCAGCUCCGGAACAACCGAUUGGCUAACCUUCUUGGCUGUUGCUGUGAAGGUGAUGAGAGGUUGUUGGUUGCAGAGUUUAUGCCUAAUGAGACUCUUGCGAAACAUCUAUUUCACUGGGAAACUCAACCAAUGAAGUGGGCAAUGCGGUUAAGAGUUGCCUUAUACCUUGCACAAGCUUUAGAAUACUGUACAAGCAAAGGACGUGCUCUUUAUCAUGAUCUUAAUGCAUAUAGAGUAGUCUUCGAUGAUGAUGGUAAUCCCAGGCUCUCUUGUUUUGGAUUGAUGAAGAACAGUAGAGAUGGAAAAAGUUAUAGCACAAAUUUGGCGUUUACUCCACCUGAAUAUUUAAGGACUGGAAGAAUAACUCCAGAGAGCGUCAUGUAUAGCUUCGGAACACUUUUGCUUGACCUUCUCAGUGGCAAACACAUUCCUCCAAGCCAUGCCCUUGAUCUGAUAAGAGACCGGAAUCUCCAGAUGCUAACUGAUUCUUGCUUAGAAGGUCAAUUUUCAAAUGAUGAUGGAACUGAGUUGGUUAGAAUAGCAUCUAGGUGCUUGCAAUACGAGCCUCGCGAGAGACCAAAUGCAAAGUCUUUAGUUGCCGCCUUAAUACCUCUUCAGAAGGAAACUGAGGUGCCAUCUCAUGUACUAAUGGGCAUACCAAUGAACGGUGAAUCUAUGUCUUUAUCUCCACUUGGUGAAGCUUGCUUAAGAAAGGACUUGACUGCCAUACAUGAAAUUCUACAAAAGCUUGGGUACAAAGAUGACGAAGGAGCAGCUACUGAGCUUUCGUUCCAGAUGUGGACCAAUCAAAUGCAGGAGACAUUAAACUCAAAGAAAAAGGGAGAUGCCGCUUUCCAACACAAAGACUUCAGGGCUGCAAUCGAUUGGUACUCGCAGUUUAUUCAGGUGGGGACCAUGGUUUCCCCGACAGUGUAUGCUCGCCGUUGUCUGUCAUACCUCAUGAGUGAUAUGGCAAAAGAAGCACUAGACGACGCGGCACAGGCACAAAUCAUAUCCCCUGUUUGGCACGUCGCUUCGUAUUUACAGGCCGUUUCUCUUUUCACAUUGGGGAGGGAAAACGACGCGCAAAUUGCAUUGAAAGAAGGGGCUGCUCUUGAGGGAAAGAAGAACACUUCCUAAGUUGCUCCAUAUAUUCACAGCCUUGUGUCUUCUUUAUAAGAAUGAAAUCACGACUUUUAAAAAAGGUUAUUAAUGCUCAGCUUAGUCUCUCUGCUGAUACGGCAUCGCCACUUGCUCUCUACUCAAAAAAAGGUCUUUCUUGGUUAGCGCGGGAAAUUAGUUGGGUGAGAUUGGUGAUGCUGGCUACUUUUUCUGCGAUUUAAACGAAAAUGUACAGUGCCUUUGCCUUGCUAUAUACAUGCUGUGCUUUUUUAGCUUGCUCAAGAAGAGUUUGACUGAUUUUUCUUUUUUUUUUUAACUUCUCUGGUUUCUCCCCCCCAAUUGGGUUGCUGUUUCACCAUUUGGUAAUUUCUGUGGGUGUAAGUUCUAAUUAUCUACAACCAAUUUACUUUACCCC
Cuscuta campestris is the source of this 3274-nucleotide messenger RNA. The record is from the annotation of a GenBank genome assembly. NCBI's taxonomy places the organism in Eukaryota, Viridiplantae, Streptophyta, Magnoliopsida, Solanales, Convolvulaceae.